GGCACUUAUCCAACAAGGCCCAUAGUCCCCGCGGCGGCGCACGGACCGACCCAAAGGCGCUCGGACGCUCCUCCAGAGCGCAGCAGGGAGCAUGGCGGCCCCCGAGGAGGCCUCCGAAGAAGACGGAGUAGAGACCGAGGCGGGCGGCGGGGCCUUGCCUUCGCUGAACGUCUCCGUAGAGGUUCCCGCCGAAGUCGGGGCCGCCAGCGAGGCCUCCGCCAAGGUCGAGGGCGCGGCCGAGCUCGACGACGACGGCGCCGCCAAGGUCGAGUGUGCGGCCGAGGUGGACGCCGCCACCAAGGCUCCCGCCGAGGGCGGGGUCGCCGCCAAGGUCCCCCACAGGGUCAAUUUCGCCCCCGACGUCCCCACCGAGGUCAGCGUAGCCAUCGAGGUCCCCGUCAAGGUCGACGGCGCCGCCGAGGUCUCCAGCAUGGUCCGCGUGGCCCCCGAGGUUCCCACCGAGGUCCGCGUGGCCACCAAGGUUCCCACCGAGGUCCGCGUGGCCACCAAGGUUCCCACCGAGGUCCGCUUGGCCACCGAGGUCCCAGCCGAGGGCGACGCCGCCGCCGCCGCCGAGAUCGGGGCCGCGACGGAGGUCGUCGGGGUCACGGCCCAGGUCGCGUUCCCGGCGGAAGACGAGGACUCCGUCUCGAACCAGCUGACCCCCUACCACACCCACUGGGUGGGACACUCCAAGAACCUGGUGGAACUCGCGCAGCAGGUGCAGAAGGCGGACGAAUUCAUCGAAGCCAAUGCCACCAACAAGCUGAUAGUGAUCGCUCAGCAAAUCAGCCACCUGCAAACCCAGGCCAGCAAGAUACUGGAAGACGCCCAAAGGGACGCCGAGCUGCACCAUGCCGCUUGCAACAUGGUGAAGAAGCCUGGAAACAUCUACUACCUCUACAAGCGGGACAACGGGCAGAAAUACUUCUCCAUUAUUUCGCCAAAGGAGUGGGGGCCGAGCUGUCCCCAUGACUUUCUCGGCGCCUACAAGCUCCAGCACGAUCUCUCCUGGACUCCCUUCGACAACAUCGAGAAACAAGAGGCCGAAAUCGGCAUCGUGGACAAGUUUCUGAGCCAGCAGAUGGCCCUGCCCCAGUGCACAGAGCCCAACUUCCAGGGCCUCACCUAGCCGUCACCGACAAUGCCGAACAGGACGUGGGCCUGGCUCCUCGGGUCUCCUUAGCUUCCCUGCGUCCUGCUUUAUAGGAGUUGUGAGAGGUGAUGCACGCCUGAGUACCUUGGAUGGAGAUUCAUUCCCCCUGUGUGAAUUGAAGUAUAUUUAUCAACUCCGUUUGGGGCCGCACACUCCCUGCUAAAGAGAAUCCCCAACUAAACACACAUGGACCAGUAACCAUUACACCUCCCAACUCACCCAAACAGACAGAAUCCGUCACGGUAGCUGAACUUUAUAGGAACUUCAUAGUACAGAGAAGAAAUGUCACUUCUUUAAAAAGGUUGUAGACUGCUGUUUAUACAUAGAGGAAUCUGUACCGCGACCCCUUUUUAACUCAGGAUGUUUAGGAAUGGGACUAGGGUCAAGCGAAGGACUGGCUCUUCUGUUUCUAUAAGUGAUUCUACCCUGUUCCAGAGAACUUUAGGCUCAGAAUCAUCAAGGUCUCAGGAAUAAUAAUGUGGCUCACCAAAAAAGUGAUUCUAAUUUUCUUAACAAAGGACUGUCUGCUCUGCAUUUUCCCUAGCUCCUCUAGCCUCUCUCUUUUUUUUGGCUGGAGAAUUGAUACAAAUGCAAGAGAGAAGAGUAGUGGUUGUCUCUUUAAUUCCUUGCCUUCAGCUCCUAUAUCAGUUUUAGGAUCAUAGAUUUAGAGAUGGAAGGGACCUUCAGAAGUCAUUGAAUACAUCCCCCUUCUUUUACAAAUGAGGGAAGAGACUGAGGGUUCCAUAGCGGUUAAGUAUCUGAGGAAGUACUUGAAAACACUUCCCUCGUGAAGCCAUUCUGCUUCAUGAAUGAAGAUAGGCGAACUGAUUUUAGCCAGGUGUGGGGCAAAAGUCCAGGGCUAAACCAGGAUAUCAGUAACAAGAGUCCAUUUAAAUGGCGAUUUCCAAAUGUUAUGAAAGGGAGAGAUGAAACAAUACUAUGGGAAUGAAAACUUUGAAGCUCUGUUUGCACAAAAUUUAUUUAUUUUUUCAUAGAACUCAAAAAAUUUAAUCUCCUGACCUUGUGUGUUUUGAGCUCGUUAGAUUGAAAGCUUGGAGGGAUCUAAGAGAUCAUAUAGUCCUCUUAUAUAAGAAAACUAAGGCUAGUAGUUAAUUAGGUGACUAGACUAAUAUCACAUAAGUAACAAAGCCACUAUUCUAACCCAGAUCCUUUGACUUCUAAUUCAGUACUUUUGUACUGAAUUAGAAGAGCAGUUAUAUGAGUAAUUCAGACAAACUGUGAUGUAAUAAUGAUGUUUCCAGUCCACCCCUGUUCAAAUUCUACCCUUGGCCCAGGGCCACACAGAAAUAAUUAAUCAUGGGUUUCACUAGAACAACGAGCAGGUAAUCAUACUCUGUAAUCACAUCAUCAGGUUACUACAUGAUGGUUACUUCAAAACAUAGCACAGAAAUUAGUCAAUAAGAAAGCACCAAGAGGAUGCAGAAUAGAAUAUUGGGCUGCAAACUUCAAUAACUCUUUCCCCAGGCAUGGUGCCUGGGCAGUUCCCCCUUUGUUGUCCUUGGGUGAACUUAGGCUAAUUAUAAUAGCAUUACCAUAAAUUAAUACUACUCCCUUACCCCCAAGCAAGUGGGCUUUUCUGUAUGCAUUCUGGAUAUCCACAUGUGCAGUUACAUCAUGGCUUUAGGACCUCCCCAUAUUAGUCAACUAUAACCUCAAGAUUUGCAUAUCUUGGGAUAUAAUCAGCAAUACUUACCCUAUAAAAAUCUUUGUCAUGCUUUACUGGGCUGCUGACUUCUUCAGGGACGUUGGCCCACCGACUGAAAGUGUAAAUCUCAUUAAAAUGUCUUGGUUUGGGUUGGAAA
Molecule: messenger RNA, 2979 nt
Organism: Sarcophilus harrisii (Tasmanian devil)
Lineage: Eukaryota; Metazoa; Chordata; Mammalia; Dasyuromorphia; Dasyuridae
Exons: 1
Coding region: 92-1132 (346 amino acids)
Source: RefSeq, a predicted model, not a curated record